Molecule: messenger RNA, 918 nt
Organism: Dryobates pubescens (Downy woodpecker)
Lineage: Eukaryota; Metazoa; Chordata; Aves; Piciformes; Picidae
Gene: ANHX
Product: anomalous homeobox
Exons: 6
Coding region: 1-918 (305 amino acids)
Biological process (GO): regulation of transcription by RNA polymerase II
Cellular component (GO): nucleus; transcription regulator complex
Molecular function (GO): RNA polymerase II cis-regulatory region sequence-specific DNA binding; DNA-binding transcription factor activity, RNA polymerase II-specific
Source: RefSeq, a predicted model, not a curated record
AUGCGAGCACAGGCCCCGGAGGCACGUGGAGGGCCAGGGCAGUGCCGCGGCUUUGCGGUGUCCCCAGCCGCGAAAGGUUUCCAACAGGACAUGAAGAUGAAGCGGUUCAUGGCCAUGUUAAACACGAAUAAAAGCGAGGAUCCUCCACCUGCCGAGUUGCUGGAUCUAGCAGCACAGCUCUGCCAGGCCCACCAGAGCUCCUCUCCUAGUCUGGAGAAGCUGGUCAGGGCCAUGAUGGGAUGCAGACAUGAGAUGUAUUUUCUCACUAACAUCCAUGUUGUCCGCGCUUUUGUGUCUGUCUACCUUCGUCAGGGGCAUCACGAUACAGCCUGCAGGCUCCUGGAGAAUUGCAAGGCAGAAGAGAAGGAGCAGCUGGUGCAGCUUUGGCAUGAGAUUCACUACCAGAAGGCUAUGGAGAAGCAGCAGGUGGAUUUUCUGACCCCACUGCAGAAGUUCCGUUGCAGGAAGAGGAAUCCUCCACCGCUGUCCCUGUGUCCAGGAGGCCUGAAGACUCGAAGCUACUCAGAUGACGUUCGGCGGCAGCUGCGCAGCUUCGCCACAGGGGUGACAGCAAACCCAGACAGGAAGCAGCGGGAGGAGUUGGCUAAGGACAUGAACCUGCAGCCAGCUCAGGUCUAUAACUGGUUUGCAAAUUACCGACGCCGUCAGAAGGCCUGCCCCGCUCCUGUGGAACAGCUCAGUGGGCCCUGCCCCAGCGGGGCUCUCACUUGCUAUCUCAGGGAGGAGCAGGGUGAAGGAUCCUACACUCCACAGGCUGCAGAUGGAUCUUGUGUAGGCAUCGGCUCUGAGCAAUUGGAGAUAACCCUCAGGCCCUGUGACCCAGGGUGGGAGCUGUCAGCUGCAGAUCUGGAUAAGCCUCCUGAAGGAACAUAUUUAAAGAUGCUAGAAUCCAGGUGA